Messenger RNA from Yarrowia lipolytica CLIB122, 576 nucleotides. The record is from RefSeq and is a predicted model, not a curated record. NCBI's taxonomy places the organism in Eukaryota, Fungi, Ascomycota, Dipodascomycetes, Dipodascales.
AUGGUGCUGAAAUUCUGCUCUUGCAGUUCACAGUUUCUCCUUUGCGCUGUCGUCAUACUUGACGUGUUUCAGGCGCUGCAACAUCUCCUGCUCUGGUGGCUGGUGGAGUUUCACCUUCGUGCAGCUCCAGGCGGCUUUUCAGCGUUGUUUCAGUGUUGUGUUGUCGGCCGGUGGCUCUCAGGCUCGUUGCGGCUCGGACUGGUUCUUUGCUCUGGCGGUUUGGCCGGUUGGGCACAAACGCUUUGCUCAAUGGCGGUCUUCGUAGACAGUAAUGCGAAACAAGCUGGAUCAGGUUUGGUUCGUGUGCCCGCUGUUCUCUUAACCGUGAUUGCUGGUGUGCUGAUACUAAGUCAACAGCAGAUGGAGGGGACAUAUGACUGUUCAAACGACAGUCCAUCCCUCCAAAGCAUUCAGGAGUUGUUAUCCAUGCAGGGAGUUGCACCCAAGGGAGCUACCCAUACUGUAGGAGAGCUCCUGGACAAUGUUUCCUGCCCGUCAUUGCUCCAUAUCCAUGGAGACAGGAUUCAUGAGGGGCUUGCUAAGCCUCCAACUCGUCAUCACCCUGCGUCCUCUUAG